UUAUGAAGAGCAGAAUACUGGUCCUACCCAUCAACGGACAAGGGGUCUGGAUAUUUUUCCCGCCGCGAGAAGUCUUCAAAAUUUCAACACCAGUUUAAAUGGUGAGGCAUCUCUUUGUCGUGAAUCAGAUUUACGUGAAUGGACAAAUGCACCUGAAUUCGUGCCGGCAAACAACAAAUAUUUAGCCACUUCUUCGAAAUCAAAUGACAGUGUUGAUAGCUCACAAAAUGAGCAGACUUCUGAAUCAUCAGCUAAACUGGAUAUGGAAUUCUGUCCGCAUUUCUUUGAUGGUGCUUGUCCAUUCGACGAUUGCCCAUGCAUCCACGGAGAGUUAUGUGAACUGUGUCAAAGAUAUUGCUUGGAUCCUUUUGACGAAAAGCAACGAGGUCUUCAUAUUGCAGUCUGUAGGCAUGGGCGAGAUACGGAUAUUCGACGUGAUUUGUCAUGUGGUAUAUGUUUGGAUAUCGUACUGGAAAAAGAUCGAGUUGCAGUCCGUUAG
Parasteatoda tepidariorum (common house spider) is the source of this 499-nucleotide messenger RNA. NCBI's taxonomy places the organism in Eukaryota, Metazoa, Arthropoda, Arachnida, Araneae, Theridiidae. The record is from RefSeq and is a predicted model, not a curated record.